AUGGCUUUGUUGCACACUUCUAGCCCUUGGGCUGGUCUGCUGAUGUGGCUAGGAUGGAGCGCUGCAAUACUACCUUUUGCUCUCGCAACUGCGUACCACCCCAACACUUUCGAAAAGUGCAUGGGAGAUAUUGGAGAUUCCACCUCGAAUGGAGAAUUGAGGAGUUCACUUGGCAUAGAUGGCCAAACGGUGCUUGGGUCGCCCCCCAAAGGUUGUAGCAAUCCCCAGCCACUUGCCUGCAACAAUCUCGAGAUACCGCCUAUCGAUGGUUUUGAUGUCACACUGGUCGAAACCAACGAGGUCCACGGUUACCCAUUACCAACACAACCAGCUUCAGAUAUCAACUUUUGCAACUUCACCUUGACACUCAACCACCAAGGUGCAGACGAUGUCGUCUUUGUGAGCAUCUGGCUGCCCCUUGGAGACGCCUGGAACGGUCGCUUCGUCGCCAAUGGUGGUGGCGGUCUCGCUGCAGGUACAUUUGCCGCGUCUCUCGCUGGCCCUGUAUCCAAGGGAUUUGCUGCUGGCUCCACCGAUGCCGGGCUGACGUUGAACCACACCAUCGAUGCGAACUCUGGCAAGUGGGCUCUCAGAGCCAACGGCAGCAUCAACGAGCCCUUGAUCGACAAUUUUGCUACCCGAUCUAUUCAUGAGAUGGCGCUUAUCGGCAAAGCAGCGGUCAAAGCAUUCUACGGCACUAAAGCUCACCACUCUUACUACAGUGGCUGCUCGCAAGGCGGAAGACAGGGUUACUUCGCUGCCCAGUACAAUCCGCAUGACUUUGAUGGCAUCCUGGCCAAUGCCCCAGCCAUCAACUUGCACCAGUUAUGUCCUGGAUCCUUCUGGCCUUCGGUGGUCAUGGGUAAUCUUACCGCGCCACCGCAGUGUGUAUUCUUGGAAUACCAAAAGGCGAUUAUUGCAGAGUGUGAUCCUCAGGACAGCGCAGAAGAUGGCCUCAUCUCGGCUCCCGAGAAGUGUCAUUUUGAUACGAGGCGGCUUGUUGGACAAAGCAUCAACUGCACUGAUACUGGCGGACUUGUUGUGAUCACGGAAGACUAUGCCGAAGUUGUUGCCCAGACAUUGGAAGGCCCAAGGACGACAUCAGACAACUUCUUGUGGUACGGUAUCCCGCCAGGUGCAUCAUUCAGCGGUGUCGCCAACACGAAGACGGCUGACAGUGUCACCGUACCUGUGCCUUUCUCCCCCGCCGAAGCGUGGAUACGAUACUUCGUGGCCCAGGAUCCGGAUCUCGAUACCGCGUCUCUUACCUUUGGAGAGUUUGAGGAAAUUUUCAAUGAGUCCGUGGAAAAGUAUGUGAAGUCUUAUGGAUCAGAUGAUCCCGAUCUCACAGAGUUCAAGAAUGCCGGUGGGAAGCUGUUGACCUGGCAUGGCAUGGCUGAUCCGCUCAUCUCCCAUCUUGGAUCGACGCUAUUUUGGGACAGACUUCAAAAGAGAAUGGGUGGUUCGGAGUCUCUCGAGAGCUUCUAUCGGUUGUUCUUGGCACCGGGGGCGGGACAUUGCGGUGGCGGGUACGGUCCCGUUCCUGUUGAGCCACUCUCUAUACUCGUCGAUUGGGUCGAAAAUGGCAAGGUGCCAAACACCCUCUUUGCUGUUGUGACACAAGAUGGCGUGAACACCACCCGGAACCUUUGUCCCUAUCCCCAAUCUAUCAAGUACAAAGGAACUGGGGAUAUGAAGAAUGCCUUGAGUUUUGGGUGCGAAUAG
Messenger RNA from Colletotrichum orchidophilum, 1725 nucleotides. RefSeq lists its product as uncharacterized. The record is from RefSeq and is a predicted model, not a curated record. The transcript is spliced from 2 exons. NCBI's taxonomy places the organism in Eukaryota, Fungi, Ascomycota, Sordariomycetes, Glomerellales, Glomerellaceae. The coding region runs from base 1 to 1725 and encodes 574 amino acids.